AUGAACUCUCCUCCAAACCUUGUGACAUCACAACCACCAUUGAGAGUACUUAGGGCUACAAACGCAGGGGGGCUGACCAAUCCACGGCCGCUGAGGGAACAAGGGGCGUCACUGUCUGUCUCGGGUCUCGGACAAUCGGUAAGGCUUGACACACUGCAUCCAUGUUCGAGCCCAACCAAGAGCUUCUACUUGGAAGGAAAGAGACCGCUAAUCCGGGAGCCUAAACUUCUUGGAGGCAUGUUCACAACGGUAGUUCUUUCAUCGAGUGAAUGCCUUGCAUCCCCCCGAUUCCAAGGCGGAAGGCGCAUUCCAAUGCCUGCUGUCGCGGUCUGGAUGAGGAAGGAUUGUUCUCUGCUUCAAGGUCUCGGUCGCGGAGCAGUGGUAUGGUCAGUUUCGACCAAGCAAAUAUGCUUUGACAAAAGAGGCCAAGUAUUCCGAGGCCGGAGACUUCCAGAGGCCUAUUGGCACAAGAAGAGGAACACAAAGCAUGGAGACUUACUCUACUCCGUAGAGAAGGCAUCAAGGGCUAGCGUGCAGACAACGACAUUGAAGCGAGUUACUGUUGCAACACUAUCCAGAACCAGACAAGUGUGCCAAUACCUCAGGAAUUUUCUUGCCGGGGCAUCCUGCAUCUCUGAACUGGGAAGGUAUCUGCAUGUAGGAGAAGCUGGCCGACUCCCUACUUCUCCUUCCCCAUCCCUUGAAGCAAGGACAGGUUACAUGCUUGCAUUCUAUGUCUAUGCUGGAAUGAUUUCCCCCGGGCGGCGACUGAAAGCACGACUCGCAUCGGAUCGGCUCAUUUGUAGGCUUGCGCUCCGGCCAUGCGAGAAAUGUUUGUUUGGAUCUGAUGCCGAGGCGGCGACACCGACGAGGCAUCCAAGUCGCCAAGGGUUCCUUUCCUUGUUGCUCCGCGGGCUGAACUAA
Aspergillus niger is the source of this 924-nucleotide messenger RNA. RefSeq lists its product as hypothetical. The record is from RefSeq and is a predicted model, not a curated record. Bases 1 to 924 code for a protein of 307 amino acids. NCBI's taxonomy places the organism in Eukaryota, Fungi, Ascomycota, Eurotiomycetes, Eurotiales, Aspergillaceae. The transcript is spliced from 4 exons.